Molecule: messenger RNA, 1185 nt
Organism: Dermacentor silvarum
Lineage: Eukaryota; Metazoa; Arthropoda; Arachnida; Ixodida; Ixodidae
Exons: 3
Coding region: 120-974 (284 amino acids)
Source: RefSeq, a predicted model, not a curated record
UCACGUGAUGUCGAUGACCGUGACGUCAGCCUACACAGAGGAGUCUUUCUAAGCGGACGCUCAGACCUCGUGUGUGAUCUCGCCUGAAAGGCCGCUGAAAGGCAGCGUUCGCUGCAGCCAUGAAUCUGGGAAUAUGCUUCGUCACACUGGUGCUCAUGCAGGCUUCCCGUGGCCAGGAAAGUUUCCCGGGCAGCUCGCCGCUCUCCUGGCUCCGGAACCGUGUGUUCGGAUCGAAGCAGAACGAACAGCGGUUCAUCGACCGCGUGGCCGCCGCCACGCAAAGCCUGGCGGCCCUGAUGAAUGACCCCGUCGUGGUCGCCGAACUGAACAGGUACUAUGGGCUGAUGCUCCGUAACCCCGAGGUCAACAAAAUCGUGGACUCGGUACGACCCUCAACCACGCGACCAGCGACCCGACGCGUCUCCGCCGCACUUCCGGAAAUGACGUCAUCUCAGACGACGUCUCCUCUGACUUCGCGGGCAACGAAAGAGCCGCAGUCACCGACGACCACGGCCAUUCCGACGACCACCGUUCGGCCCGCGAAUGCCAGCGCACCAAAUAAGGCCGCGGACCAGGGGAAGCAGCCCGGCAGCAUCGUGAGCACCGUGCGGGGAGUCAAGUACCGCUUCUACUUCGACCCGAAGUUGGUGGUUCGACCGCUCGACGGACCGAGCUUGCGGGCCCGCGUCCGCCGGCACUUGAACUUCGUGAGGCUCAACGACGUGGAGAACUGCAUGUCGUUCCUGAUCUGCGAGAUGUCACGCUACCCGCUGGCUUACGGACCGCUGGGCGUCAAGGUGGAUCGCUUCUUCAGGUAUCCCAUGUGGGACACGGGCUCUUCGGCUGCGCACUACGCCGCCAUGGCCCGACAUGGCCGCCGCGACGGGGGUUGUCGCGGCCGCAUCUCCUCCUGCCGGCACCCGAUCGGCCCGCUGUUCCAACGCCGAUACAGCUUCCGAUACGGACACUUUUGAGCGUCAACAGCAGCACAUUGCUUCAUCGCGUCCCAAGGACGGUAUACGCCUACCGGCAACUUCAUCACUUCCAGCGAUCACUUCACCAGACCACAGUAGGGAUGAUGUCCACGUGCUUUUCUGGCGGAAACAGAGCGUGCGGUUCCUUCACUUGCGUGCAAUAAAUGCCAAGGGAUCCCUGCGUUGCGUGUCGCUUUCAACUUAUCUGGUU